AUGGGGUCUCACAGCACUUCCCGCGGCUGGGUCAAUGAGCCGAUCGCAAUCGUCGGCUUGAGCUGCAAGUUCGCGGGAGAUGCGUCGAGUCCUGAAGGUCUAUGGAAGAUGCUGGCCGAAGGAAAGAGUGCUUGGAGUGACUUAUCGGCACGCUUCAACAGUACAGGCGCAUACCAUCCUAACCAUGAGAAGCUGAGCACAGCAAAGGACCUGGCCUUGUUCGACGCCGCAUUCUUCGAUUUUUCUCGAGAACUCACCGCCGCACUAGACCCACAAUUCCGGCUACAGCUCGAGUCUGUCUAUGAGGCACUGGAGAACGCUGGCCUUCCUCUGGAAAAGAUCGCAGGUUCCAACACGUCGGUGUUUGCCGGUACAUUCGUCCACGAUUACAGAGACUCAUUGGUCCGCGAUGAAGACAACCUUCCAAGAUUCUUUCUCGCUGGUGUAGGCUCUGCUAUGGCAUCGAACCGCAUAUCUCACUUCUUCGACUUUCGAGGUGCGAGCAUGACCAUCGACACAGGCUGUUCGACUGCACUUGUUGCUCUCCAUCAAGCUGUACAGAACCUUCGUAGCGGAGAAAGUGAUAUGAGCAUUGUCGGCGGCUCGAACAUCAUCUUCAACCCCGAUAACUUCAAGGCAAUGGGGUCACUUGGGUUUUUGUCACCAGACGGAAAAUGUUUCGCUUUUGAUUCGCGUGCCAACGGGUACGGACGAGGUGAGGGUGUGGCCACGCUUGUGAUCAAACGGCUACAGGACGCCAUCUCCGCGGGCGACCCUAUCCGCGCCGUCAUCCGCGAGACAGCCCUGAAUCAAGACGGCAAGACGGAGACCAUCACAUCACCGAGCCAGGCAGCCCAAGAGGCCCUCAUGCGUGAUUGUUACGCAAGAGCCGGCCUGGACCCCAACGGCACUCAGUAUUUCGAGGCACAUGGGACUGGAACUGCAACAGGAGACGUCAUCGAGGCAAAUGCGAUUGCUUCUGUCUUCAAAGGCCGGAACGGGCGGGAUGUAGAGGCCCUCCGCGUGGGUUCAGUCAAGACCAACGUCGGUCAUACGGAGGCAACUAGUGGACUAGCCAGCCUGAUCAAGGUGAUUUUGGCCAUGGAAAAGGGUCUGAUCCCUCCCAGUAUCAACUUCGAUAAGCCGAAUCCCAAAUUGUCCUUGGAUGAGUGGGGUAUCAAGGUGGCUACAAGAUUGGAAGAGUGGCCUGCCCCCGCUGACGGUGUCCGCCGCGCGUCCGUGAACAAUUUUGGAUACGGCGGAAGUAACUCGCACAUUAUCAUCGAGGAUGGUCAGUUCUGGGCCAAAGAGCUGAGAUCUACCAGGACCAAUGGAGUUGCGAACGGCAGCAUAACUUUGACCAAUGGCACAAAUGGAGUAUCUCACGGCGUCAAGGGACUGCAAACCUCAUCAAGCCAUGAGACCAAGUUUGUGGUUCUCAAUUGCAGCGCCAAGGACGAGCAAACAUGUCGAAAUGCGGUCUCCACGCUCAAAGAAUACCUCGUAGAGCAGGCAGAGAGCAAAAAAGACAAAGGAGACAUCGAGGCAUUGCUUCAGUCAAUUGCCUUUUCAUUGGGACAACGGCGGACAAAGUUCCCUUGGAUUGCUUUGAAUCCAGUUCCGUCCAACCAAGGCAUCGGCAAUGUCAUCUCUGCCCUCGAGACUCCCAAGUUUCGGCCAUCCCGCACACCGCCACGACAACCGCGUAUAGGUAUGGUCUUUACGGGACAGGGAGCACAAUGGCACGCCAUGGGAAGGGAGCUGAUCGCGGCCUACCCGGUGUUCAGUGCGUCUCUCCAAGAAGGCGACACGUAUUUGAAGGAGAUUGGAGCGGAUUGGUCUUUGAUGGAAGAGCUUCAACGGGACGCCAAGACUACCAGGGUGAACGGGACCGGCUACAGUAUUCCAAUCUGCGUUGCUGUUCAGAUCUCGCUUGUCCGCCUACUCCGCACUUGGGGGGUAACGCCGGCGGCUGUGACUAGCCACUCCAGUGGUGAGAUCUCGGCAGCCUUCACGGUUGGAGCCGUAAGCUAUCGCACGGCCAUGGGCAUAGCCUAUCAUCGCAGUAAGCUGGCCGCGGAGAUGACAGCUAGCGGUCCCAUCAAAGGCGGAAUGAUCGCAGUGGGCCUCGGCCAGGAGGACUCAAGCCGGUAUUUGGAAAAGCUCACUUGUGGUGCAAAGGCUGUCGUCGCUUGCGUGAACAGCCCAUCAAGCACCACCGUUGCUGGCGAUAUCGAGGCGAUCCUGGAACUCGAGACUCUAUUGGAGGCGGAUGGCGUAUUCGCCCGACGCCUUCGAGUCGACACAGCUUACCACUCUCAUCACAUGGAUCCAAUCGCCGACGACUAUCGCAAGGCGCUCCGUAGUAUGGCUAGCACUGAUCAAAAGGGCAACAAGUUACUAAGUUCUACCGCGUUCGCGUCCCCGGUUACAGGCUAUCGUAUGGGCAGUGCUGAAAAGAUUGCCGAUCCGGAGCACUGGGUGCGAAGUCUUGUACAACCCGUACAAUUCGUGGAAGCCUUUUCGGAGAUGGUUUUAGGAGACUUGGAAGUUGACUCAGAGACCUCUGCAACCAGCGUGGAUCUAAUCGUUGAGAUUGGUCCUCACACUGCUCUUGGUGGCCCCAUCUCGGAGAUCCUCACGCUCCCGGACUUCGAAGGGAUCAAGUUACCAUAUUAUGGCAGUCUUGUUCGAAAGACCAACGCGGUGGAAAGUAUGCAGGCUCUCGCAUCUAGUCUUAUCCGUGAGGGCUACGCGAUCGACCUAGAGUCCGUGAACUUCCCCCAAGGAAGAAACAAACAUAUUAGGGUACUCACGAACUUGCCCUCUUAUCCAUGGAACCAUCAGACGAGACACUGGCUCGAGCCGCGAACAAACAAAGGGCUUCGCGAGAGGAGCCAACCACCUCAUAAUCUGCUCGGCUCACUCGUGCCAGGUGCGAAUCCUGACGCGCCGGCAUGGAAGCAUGUUCUCCGAGCCAGCGAGGCCCCGUGGCUCAGAGACCACUCGAUCCAGAACAACAUGUUGUAUCCUGGAUGUGGUUUCGUUUCUCUUGCGAUCGAGGGUCUACGCCAGCAGACAGCCAUCCUGCAGGAACAGGGUGAGGUCGUGCCCAUAGGUGACGUUUCCGGUUACCAGAUAAGGGACGUCAACGUUCUCCAGGCUCUUGUUGUCCCGGAUAAUGAGGAUGGUAUUGAGAUCCAGACGGUACUACGUCCUGUCAACGACAAAGCCAUUGGUGUGCGUGGCUGGAAGCAAUGGGAGGUGUUCUCCGUGACGACGGAUAACCAGUGGACCCGUCACGCUCAGGGUCUCGUCUCAGCUGAGUUUGGAACAUCAUCCGAUCAUACAGGCGUUGGCCUACAGAGGAGACAGCUAGAUCGGGCCCCAUUAGAUCCAACUUCUGGGUAUGCGAAGCGGAUCGACCCAGCGGACAUGUGGAGUGUCUUGGCAGAGAUGGGGAUCGAGUAUGGAAAGACAUUCAGAAACAUCGAGAGCAUUGUACAGUCGGGCCGCGAAAUGAGGUCCAUCAGCACAAUCAACGUGCCUGAUACUUCAGUUGCUAAGGAUCUGCCUCCUAACCAUGUGGUCCAUCCAGCCACGCUCGACGCCUUCGCCCAGGGCACGUUCACUGCUCUUCCCGGCACCGAGUCGCAUCAAGAAAGCCCUAGGGUUUUCCAAUCGAUCGACAAACUCUGGGUUUCGAGCAAGAUUGCUCACAAGGCAGGACAUAGAUUUCAGUGUCACACGUUACUCAAACAUGCCGAUGGGCAAGGUAUCGAGUCCGAGAUAGUCGUAGUCGACGAGGGCUCGGGGUCUAUUCCGGUCCUGGAAAUCAAAGGUCUCGUUCUUUCGUCACUCGGACGGAGCGCAAACAACGGCGCCAAGGCUUGGGAGAAGGAGCUCUGCAGCAAGAUAGAAUGGGUCACUGAUUCGGUUGUCGACAAUGGAGCAGCCUUUGAGUCGUCCACAAAGCUGCCGCGAUACCAAGAAAUUGACGACGAUGAGAGCCGCACCAACGCAGACCUUGAGUGGUUGUGUCUCGACUUCAUCCAAGAUGCGCUGUCUGCAUUGUCUGCAUCCGAAGUGGACCGGCUUAAAGGCUUUCGAUCCGAUUUCUACAAGUGGAUGCAGGCUAAAUUGCACGAGGCUGCAGCCGGAAAGAGAGAAGAAUUAUCAAAGGAGCGACAGGCCCUCAUAGACGUCUUGUCUGAAGCCAGCCCGGACGGCAGAAGAGUGUCUCUUCUAGGACCGCACUUGACCGCAGUGCUUCGGGGAGAUAAAGACGCCCUUGAGCUAUUGAAAGAACUUGGCCUUCUAGAGGAAUCGCAGAGCCAUUCUGAGCCGACUCCAGCUACUCUCCGAGCGGCUUCACAGGCAGCGUCCAUACUAGGACAUAUCACGCAUGCUAAUCCCCGUGCGCGCAUCCUGGAGGUCGGCUCCGACACCGAGGCUGCCACUGCCGCGAUGCUCGAAUCCCUGGGCACAAUCGAGACAGGAGGACCGCUCGCGGCAAUAUACCAUUUCACCAAUGUGUCCGGUGACUUCGAGGAUGCACGUGAGAAAUUCGGACUGUGGGCUGACGUUCUAUCUUUCGACAAGCUCGAUAUCAACUCUGAUCCCUCCGCUCAGGGCUUCGACGUCGGCAGUUACGAUGUCGUUGUCGUGAACCAGGUCAUUCUUAACACAAAGUCCAUUUCAAAGUCUUUGGAUCAUAUUCAAAGCCUACUCAAACCCGGAGGGAAGAUGUUACUCGUUGAGCCCACGAGGGACAACAUUGCGAAGCAGUUGAUUCGUGGUUUCCUGUCGCAGCGGUGGCAGGAUGGCGAUCGUCAGAAGGCCUUUCAACCGCUUCCGAAUGUAUCUGCUUGGGAUCAAAACCUUAAGACUGCCGGCUUCGGGGGAGUGGAUUUUGAGAUCCGCGACUGCGAGAAGGAACAAGUACAUACGAUGAGCACCAUAUCGGCGACAUUGCGGUCGACCACACAGGCCCGCAUGCCUGACUCCGCUGACAUCGUGAUUGUUACCAGCAACACCGCAGGGCCUCCACCGCCAGCCUGGCUUGAUUCCCUGCAACGUUCUCUCUCUUUGAGUGUCUCAGGUCCACUGCCAGCCGUCCAAGUUUUGGAGACCGCUGAACCGACGGCAUAUACGGGGAAAAUCUGUGUAUUCCUUGGCGAGAUGAAUCAGCCGUUACUUCGCGACAUCAAUGCUCCAGUUCUGGAUGGCAUAAAGGCUAUGACAACAAGUUGCAAAGGCUUGCUCUGGGUGACACGUGGCGGAGCGGUCGAGUGCGACAACCCAGACCUCGGACUCGUGUCGGGUUUCCUCCGCUCAUUGCGCAAUGAGUACAUCGGCCGGCCUUACCUGACAUUGGAUCUGGAUCCCAGAAGCCCUGUAUGGGCUGCCGAUGAUGUGAUUGCCGUCGUAAAAAUCCUGAAAGCCGGUUUCAGCAGUUCAGUGGCUGCCUCUGAUGUACCUGGGGCUUCAGCAGCCAGUGACUUCGAGUACGCCAUCCGAGAUGGCUCCGUCGUGGUACCCAGGCUGUUCAAAGACACGCCUCGGAACAAGUCGGUGGCACCCGACGAGGGCGCCGAUGUAUCUUCAGCGGCCACGAUGACACCGCUGCAUCAACCAGAGCGUCCUCUAGUCAUGAAUGUCGGCAUGCCAGGCCUGCUCGAUACGAUAGCCUUCGUCGACGACUCGUCAGUGGCUGCAGACAUGGGUUCCGCGCUCUCUCCUGAGCUGAUCGAAAUCGAGCCCCGAGCAUAUGGCGUCAACUUUCGAGAUGUUAUGGUAGCUAUGGGCCAGCUUCAAGAGCGUGUCAUGGGCCUUGAGUGUUCCGGUGUCAUCACCCGCCUCGGCAAAGAGGCGAUGGCUCAAGGGUACAAUGUUGGUGAUCACGUCUUUUGUCUAUUGCGCGGACCUUUCGGCAGUCGCGCUCGAGUUGAAUGGACCAGUGUGAUGCACAUGCCCACCGGGAUCAGCUUCGAGGAGGCAGCGUCACUUCCUGUUAUCUUCUGCACUGCCUAUAUGUGUCUCAUUGACCUUGGUCGUCUGGAACGCGGCCAGACUGUCCUCAUUCAUGCCGCCGCAGGUGGUGUCGGACAAGCAGCUAUCAUGGUGGCAAAGCACCUAGGGGCAGAGAUCUUUGCCACUGUUGGCACACCCGAGAAGCGACAGAUGGUCAAGGACAGAUAUGGCAUCCCAGAAGAUCACAUUUUCAGCAGCCGUGACGCCUCCUUCGCAGCAGGCAUUCUCACCGCCACCGGUGGCCGCGGCGUCGACGUGGUCUUGAAUUCCUUGGCCGGCCAUCUCCUGCAGGAAAGCUUCAACGUGCUCGCCCCAUUUGGACACUUCGUGGAGAUUGGAAAGCGUGACUUGGAAAUCAAUAGUUACCUGGAAAUGCGCCCAUUCGCUCGCCAGGUCACCUUCUCGGCAUUCUAUCUGCUGACUUUGAUGCAGCACAAGCCGCACGCUGUGCAUCGCGUGCUGUCAGAGAUUGGAGCGCAUCUUGAGGCCAAGAUCAUCGCGCCCGUUCAUCCAGUCACGGCGUACCCCAUAAGUGACGUAGCCAAGGCGUUUCGUCUGCUACAGACUGGAAAACAUUCCGGGAAGGUGGUGCUGUCAGCCGGCCCACAGGAAGUAGUCCCCGUCAUGCCCCGUGUGCGGACGCCUCGGUUCCAAGCUGAAGCAUCCUACUUGCUCGUGGGCGGCGUCGGUGGGAUCGGCCGCUCCAUUGCUCAUUGGAUGGUGGCACAUGGCGCGAAGAACCUCAUAUUGCUCUCGAGGAGCGCCGGACGCAGCCAAAAGACAGCCAUAUUUGUGGAUGAGCUCAGGCAGAUUGGCUGUCGUGUCAAGCCUGUGAGCUGUGACGUUGCGAACCAGAAUGACCUUGAGCAGGCGUUGCGUUCCGCUGAAGAAGACGGCCUACCUCCAGUUCGGGGUGUGAUACAAGCAGCAAUGGUUCUUCAGGACACCGUGUUCGAGCAGAUGACGCUCGACAACUUCAAGACAGCCACUUUGCCCAAAGUUCAGGGCUCAUGGAACCUACACAAAAGAUUUGAGAAGGCCACUGAUCUUGAUUUCUUCGUUAUCCUGUCCUCGGCCGUAGGUGUUGCAGGAAAUGCCAGCCAGUCCAACUACGCCGCCGCUGGGUCCUAUGAAGAUGCACUGGCAAGGUGGCGCGUGGUGCGUGGCCUGCCCUGCGUGUCCAUCGACCUCGGCGCCGUCAAGUCUAUUGGCGUGGCUGCCGAGACAGCCGGCGUCCUAGGCCGUCUGGGAAGGAUUGGAUUCGUUCCCAUGAGCGAGGAUCAGGUGCUUGCGGUGCUGGCUAGCGCAAUCGUCUCCCCUCGCGAGCCGCAGGUCGUCGUGGGGCUGAACACGGGCCCCGGGAAACACUGGGAGAGUGAUGGGGAGUCGCAGCUGGGAAGGGAUGCGCGGUUCGCUGCCUUGCGUACCCACGACGGCCAGAAGAAAGGCGAGAGCGAUGCAAGGCAGGGAGGUGACUCGCUGGCCAGCAAGCUGGCCAGCUCGAGCACGCCGGAGGAGGCGGGAGAGCUUGUCGGGGCGGCGAUCGCGGAGAAGUUGUCAGAUAUUUUCAUGAUCCCCGUGGAUGAGAUCGACCUGGCCAACAAACCCUCGCAGUACGGCAUCGACUCCCUGGUCGCCGUCGAGCUGCGGAACAUGCUGCUCCAGAAGGCGGCAGCUGAGAUUUCCAUUUUCGGUAUCAUGCAGAAUGCGUCGCUCGCUGGGCUGGCCGCCGAUGUUGCUUCGAAGAGCGCGCACGUAAAGUUUGCAUCAGCGGCUUGA
Molecule: messenger RNA, 7812 nt
Organism: Diaporthe amygdali
Lineage: Eukaryota; Fungi; Ascomycota; Sordariomycetes; Diaporthales; Diaporthaceae
Product: Lovastatin diketide synthase LovF
Exons: 6
Coding region: 1-7812 (2603 amino acids)
Biological process (GO): fatty acid biosynthetic process; secondary metabolite biosynthetic process
Molecular function (GO): phosphopantetheine binding; oxidoreductase activity; fatty acid synthase activity
Source: RefSeq, a predicted model, not a curated record